Molecule: messenger RNA, 2688 nt
Organism: Fukomys damarensis (Damara mole-rat)
Lineage: Eukaryota; Metazoa; Chordata; Mammalia; Rodentia; Bathyergidae
Gene: Rgl2
Product: ral guanine nucleotide dissociation stimulator like 2
Exons: 17
Coding region: 369-2453 (694 amino acids)
Biological process (GO): positive regulation of GTPase activity; Ras protein signal transduction
Cellular component (GO): plasma membrane
Molecular function (GO): guanyl-nucleotide exchange factor activity
Source: RefSeq, a predicted model, not a curated record
GCCUGAAGUCUCGGCUUCGCAAGGUCCCGCCUCUGGUUUUCCUCUAUCGCCAACCUCUCUGCACCCCGCUUCCCGGCUGUGUGGGCUCAGCUCUGGGGGAAAGCGGCUUCGGGGGUCUCCAGGGUCAGGGUUUCUCUACUCCAUCCCCCCUCCCACUGCAACCCUCUCUACUUCAACGGGUCUUGAGACGGCUUUGGGGGGGCUGUCUGGGCCCCAGAGGGGGAGACCUGGGGUCACCGGCCCCACCCACCCCCCGCACUCGCUGGUACUGUCCCCCGUUAUCCCAGGCCUCUGUGUCUGUCUGGGAUGAGGAGGAGGAUGGUGCCAUCUUUACUGUCACCAGCCGCCAAUAUCAGCCUCGUGAUCCCAUGGCCCCCAUGCCGCCCCCACGCUCCUCUCGACGGCUCCGGGCUGGCAGUUUGGAGGCCUUGGUCAGACACCUUCUGGAUGCCCGGAUGCUGGAGACCGACGAGGCCUUCAUGUCCACCUUCCUGGCCACGCACCGGGCCUUCACAUCCACACCCACCCUGCUUGGGCUUGUGGCUGACAGGCUGGAACGCCUCGAGCACCUUUCCGUGGACGAGCUGGAGAGGACGACAGGGGUCGCCAUCUCUGUCCUGUCCACCUGGCUGGCCUCUCACCCUGAGGAUUUUGGCUCUGAGGUCAAGGGUCAGCUUGACCGGCUCGAGAGCUUCUUGCUUCGGACAGGGUACGCAGGGGCGGGUGUUGGGGGGUGCGGUGCUGACCUCAUCCGCAACCUCCGGUCCCGGGUGGACCCCCAGGCCCCCGACUUUCCUAAGCCCCCGGCCCUCCCCGGCGACCCCCCUGCUGACCCCACGGAUGUCCUGGUGUUCCUCGCUGACCACUUGGCUGAACAGCUGACCCUGCUAGAUGCGGAGCUGUUCCUCAAUCUGGUCCCCUCUCAGUGCUUGGGGGGACUGUGGGGUCACAGAGACCGGCCGGGACAUUCCCAUCUCUGCCCAUCUGUUCGAGCUACUGUCACACAGUUCAACAAGGUGGCAGGGGCAGUGGUCAGCUCUGUCCUGGGUGCCACCUCAACCGGAGAGGGAGCCGGGGAGGUGACCGUACGGCCGCUCCGACCUCCGCAGAGGGCCCGGCUCCUGGAGAAGUGGAUCCGGGUGGCAGAGGAGUGCCGCCUGCUGCGAAACUUCUCUUCCGUGUAUGCUGUGGUGUCGGCCCUGCAGUCCAGCCCCGUCCACCGUCUUCGGGCAGCCUGGGGGGAGGCAGCCAGGGACAGCCUCAGAGUCUUUUCCAACCUCUGCCAGAUUUUCUCCGAGGAGGAUAAUUAUUCCCAGAGCCGGGAGCUCCUCCUGCAGGAAGCGAAUCUGGAGCCCAACUCCAAGAAGGCUCCAAGGCCCGGCUCCCGGGGUGGGGGAGUGGUCCCCUACCUUGGCACCUUUCUGAAGGACCUGGUGAUGCUGGAUGCGGCCUCCAAGGAUGAGCUGGAGAAUGGCUACAUCAACUUUGAAAAGCGGAGGAAGGAAUUUGCUGUCCUCGCUGAGUUGCGGAGGCUCCAGAAUGGAUGUCGUGGCUAUGACCUCCAACCUGACCCUGACAUCCAGCAGUGGCUCCGGGGGCUCCGGCCACUGACCGAGGCUCAGAGUCACCGCGUGUCCUGUGAGGUGGAGCCACCUGAUAUCAGUGACUCUCCAGCCCUUCGGGCACUCCGGCCAACCCUUGUCAUCUCGCAGUGGACAGAGGUUCUCAGCUCGGUGGGCGGCCCCUCCCACCUGGUAUCCUGGGACCAGCCCAGCGCGCGGGGAGAGGAGGUAUCCGGGACCGCUGCUCCUCUGCUGACCCGGCUGGCCCAGCACGUGAAGUGGCCGUCCGUCUCGUCCCUGGACUCCGCCCUGGAGGGCGGUCCUUCCCAGCGAAGUCCGGCCGACCCCCGCCUCCUGUCCCCCCCAGCCUCCUCCCCUAGGUGUCACCGAGGUCACCGCCGCUCGGCCUCCUGUGGCUCCCCGCUGAGUGGGGGCACAGGCGAAGGGGCCUCUGGGGGGCCUGGGCAUGGGGCGGGGGCGUCUGUGCCAGGGGCCUCUGACUGCCGAAUCAUCCGAGUGCAGAUGGAGCUGGGGGAGGACGGCAGUGUCUACAAGAGCAUCUUGGUGACAAGCCAGGACAAAGCUCCCAGUGUUAUCAGUCGUGUCCUUAAGAAAAACAACCGGGAUUCUGCAGUGUCUUCAGAGUUUGAGCUGGUACAGCUGCUACCAGGGGAGCGAGAGCUGACUAUCCCGCCCUCAGCCAAUGUCUUCUAUGCCAUGGAUGGCGCAUCCCAUGAUUUCCUCCUGAGGCAGCGGCGAAGGCCUUCACCUGUCACACAGGGCUCUGCCAGCGGUGCCUCAGCCUCACGAAUCCCCCCGAGGGAGGGAGGAGGGGGCUCCUUCCCCAGGAUCAAGGCCACAGGGAGGAAGAUUGCUCGGGCACUGUUCUGAGGAAGGCCUAUCGGUCAUGGUGCUUUCUCAUACCAGAUGUGGAUGGCCAUCCUGAGUGGUGGCCGCUACAUCACACUGGGACAGAAACCCUACAAGGAAUCAGCCACCCUGGGGCAGUGAAGUGCCACUAGUUUACCGGACACUGGGGAGCUGGUAAUCUUGUAACCAGGUUGGGUACCUGCAGACAGCUUCCCACUUCUCGUGAGUCACGUGCUGGGUGGACUCCAGUUUCUGG